AUGGCAGAGGAGGAGCCCUCUAGUGAUGAUAGCUUCAACGAGAUUGAGCCAGCACCUCCAUGCGAUGACGACAAGGCGUGGGAUGGGCCGCCAGGCGAAGCGGCGCAGCUGUCUCAGCUCGAGGCGCUAGCUCCUGCACCAAAGCCGCUGCUUCCCCUCGGCCUGCCGUCCUUUGUUCUCCUAGUGCCCACGCUCGCCACAGCCAUCGCCCUCGACCCCCUGUUUGCUCACGCGCCCGGCGUGCUGUGGCGCGCGUCCUUAGCCGUUGGCUGGCGCUUGCUGUGGCUUUCGCUCCGCUUUGGGGGCUGGGCGCUGCUAGCAGCGCUGGCUUUUGGCGCUGCGUGGCUGGCUUACAAGCUCACGCGCCUGGCGGUGUUUGUGUUCACGUACGCCGACCCGGGCGCGGGGAUUGAGCACGGCUGCAUUCCCGACGACGACGACUCAUGGGACCAUAGGCCGCUGCUGCUGGCGCCUACGCUAGAGCUGCUGCGGUCCCUGGGCGCAGCGGAGCAGCUUGGCGUGCUCGCAGAGAGCGGCUCGCUGCUGGCGCUGCAGCCGGCGGCAUGGGUGCAGGCGCUGGAGGCGGGCGGCGUGCCGGAGGGCUUCCCGCCGGAGGCGGCUGACCUGUACGCCGCCGUCGUCCAGCAGCAGCGGCAGCAGCAGCAGCGGCAGGAGCAGGAGCAGGGGCAGCAGCAAGCGGAGGAGCAGGGGCAGGAGGCGGUCGUCCGCGCCAGCGAUGGGGACGGCCUCGGUUGGGUGCACGCGAGCCCCGAGGUCCGGGAGUGCGUCGCCAUGGGCGCGCCGGCGACCGUCUUCCUGCUGGGCACCAGCCACGUCAGCAAAAAGUCGGCCGAAGACGUUGAGCGCGCCAUCAAGCUGCUUCGCCCUGAUGCAGUGUUCCUUGAACUGGACCCCGCGCGCAGCGGAUUAAUGUUCAGGGACCAGGAACCCGAGGGGAGGGUGGCCCCCACCACCGCGCAGCUGCUGCGGGAGCUGCUGACAGAGAUGGGCAAGAGCGACCGCCCGGACAUGCUGCAGCUGCUGCUCAGCACUUUCUACAAGUCGCUGGAAGCCCAGCUGGGCGUCAAGGCCGGCCUCGAGUUCACGGCCGCGCGCCGCGCCGCCGAGCGCGCCGCGCGCGGGGCCGGCCGCCGCUGGGAGCGGCAUCUCGAGGCGCUGCUGCACGUGCUGCCCGGGCAGGGGCGCGAGCUGGCGCGGCAGCGGGAGGCGGAGAGGCGGCAGCAGCAAGAGCAAGAGGGCGGCGGCGGCAGCGGGGACUAUUAUGGUACGGAGGACGGAAGCUCCUCUGAAGACAUGGGCGGCAGCGCCGGCGUUGGAGCGUUCGUUCAAGAUGAGACGCGGGACACGGAGGAGCUGGGUGCCGAGGCCGGCAGCGCCGCGGCGGCGGCGGCGCCAGCGGGGGAGGCAGAGGCAGAGGCAGGGGCACAAGCAGAGGCGGAGGCAGAGGCAGAGGCGGAGGCAGGGGCGGACGAGGCUGCAGCCGCCGCCGCGGCGGCGGCGGCGGCGGGGCGGCGGGAGCCCGUGGCCGGGAUACAGCUGAUGCUCGGGGACCGGCCGGCGUCUGAGACGCUCAAGGCGAUGUGGGCCGCGCUGCGGCCGUGGCGGCGCAUCAGCUUCUGCUGGGAGAUCUUCAAGGGGCUCUUCGAACCGGUGGGGCCCUGGGGUUUUGACAGAGAUCUUGUGUCGAACCUGGCAUGGCUUUAG
Molecule: messenger RNA, 1725 nt
Organism: Monoraphidium neglectum
Lineage: Eukaryota; Viridiplantae; Chlorophyta; Chlorophyceae; Sphaeropleales; Selenastraceae
Exons: 5
Coding region: 1-1725 (574 amino acids)
Source: RefSeq, a predicted model, not a curated record